UCACUCUCUCUCUCUCUCUCUCUACUUCCAGAUGUUAAUCGGCCUCUCUGGCUAUUUGACCGGCUACAAUGGCACCUUCCCGUUCGAGAAGCCCGGCGACAAGUACAACGGGACGCGUUAUCAGGGCAUGCGCUAUUUCUGCACCACACUGGGCGCACUCAUCAUGCCGAUGGGCUUCGACACCGUCUACGAUCUGACGCGCUCGCACGAGGCGGCGCUGCUGUCGGCAGCGUACCUGAUCUUCGAUGUGGGCCUGCUGACCCUCAAUCAGUAUAUCCUGCUGGAUCCGAUCCUGCUGUUCUUCAUGAUGGGCUCGGUGUGGGGCAUGGUCAAGAUAUCGAAGUGCACCGCCGCCGGUGGCUCGUACACGCGCCGCUGGUGGCUCUGGCUGCUGUUCACCGGCACGAUGCUCUCCUGCACGAUAAGCGUGAAGUUCGUGGGCCUGUUCGUGGUGCUGCUGGUGGGCCUGCACACGGCCAGCGAGCUCUGGCUGAUACUGGGCGACCUGGAGCAGCCCAUUGUGGAGACGGUGAAGCAGUUGGCGUGCCGCGCCAUUGCGCUCAUCCUCUGGCCGGUGCUGCUCUACACGAUCUUCUUCUACAUCCAUCUGAGCGUGCUCAAUCGCAGCGGCAACGGCGACGGCUUCUACAGCUCGGCCUUUCAGUCGCGGCUCAUCGGCAACUCGCUGUACAAUGCGAGCAUGCCGCGCGACGUGGCCUACGGCGCGCUGGUGACCAUCAAGAACCACAAGACGGGCGGCGGCUACCUGCACUCCCACUCGCAUCUCUAUCCCAAGGGCAGCGGCGCACGCCAGCAGCAGAUCACCACGUACACGCACAAGGACGACAACAACAUCUGGCUGAUCAAGCCCUAUAACCAGCAGGCCGUGCCCAAGGGCCAGCUGCGGCUGCUGCGCCACGGCGACCUCCUGCGCCUGGAGCACCUGGUGACCAAGCGCAAUCUCCACUCGCACAGCGAGCCGGCGCCCAUGACCAAGAAGCACCUGCAAGUGACCGGCUAUGGCGAGCUUGGAGUGGGCGAUGCCAACGAUGUGUGGCGCGUGCUGAUUGUGGGCGGCAAGGCGAAUGACACCGUACACACGGUGACCUCACGGCUCAUGUUCGUUCACUAUCUGCAGAGCUGUGUGCUCACCUCCAGCGGCAAGCAGCUGCCCAAGUGGGGCUUCGAGCAGCAGGAGGUCUCCUGCAAUCUCAACAUACGCGACAAGAAUGCCCAGUGGAAUGUGGAGGAUAAUCAGCAUAAGCUGUUGCCCAGCGUGAGCUUCAGCAUCUAUGCGCCGGGCUUCUUUGCGCGCUUCCUUGAAUCGCAUGCGGUCAUGCUGCAGGGCAACGCCGGCCUCAAGCCCAAGGAGGGCGAGGUCACCAGUCGACCUUGGCAAUGGCCCAUCAACUAUCGGGGUCAAUUCUUCUCGGGCAGCAGCUAUCGCAUAUACCUGCUGGGCAAUCCGUUCAUCUGGUGGAGCAACCUCGUCUUUCUGCUGCUCUUCAUCAGCAUCUUUCUGUGCAAUGCCAUUCUGCAGCAGCGCCGCGCCGGCUUGGCCGCCCGCCAGGCCGCUGCAGUCGAGCAGAGCGCCACGCAGGAGCUGUGCGGCUGCUGUCCGGCGGAGAGUCUGCCGCGGCCAGCUGCCGUCGCCGUGCUCUCCGAGCAGAGCCCGCAGCGCAUGUCACUGCAGGCAGCGGCCUGGCUGUUCAUUGGCUGGCUAUUGCACUACCUGCCCUUCUGGGCCAUGGGCCGAGUGCUCUACUUCCAUCACUACUUUCCCGCACUGAUAUUCAAUUCGCUGCUCACCGGCAUUAUGUUCAACUAUAUAAUACGAUCGCUGCCCCGUUGGCUGCAGCAUGCGCUGCUCGGCUCGCUCCUCUCGGCACUCGUCUACAGCUUCGUGCUCUUCUCCCCGCUGGCGUACGGCAUGAGCGGACCCCUGGCCAACGAGCCCAACUCAACGAUGCACAAGCUCAAAUGGCUCUCCACCUGGGAGUUUUAGCUAAUAAGCAUUUCCAUAUACUCUAUUUAUUAUCCAUAU
Molecule: messenger RNA, 2044 nt
Organism: Drosophila navojoa
Lineage: Eukaryota; Metazoa; Arthropoda; Insecta; Diptera; Drosophilidae
Gene: tw
Product: Protein O-mannosyl-transferase 2
Biological process (GO): protein O-linked glycosylation via mannose
Cellular component (GO): endoplasmic reticulum; membrane
Molecular function (GO): dolichyl-phosphate-mannose-protein mannosyltransferase activity
Source: RefSeq, a predicted model, not a curated record